UCCCGCGCAGUGCGUUAAUCACGGACGUGCUCGGCAUUACAAUACGUCUUGAUCCAUCAGUUAAUGCCCAAGUAAUUCAUAGUAAUGCAUUAAAUUGUUGCUGCUUGGAUAGAAAUUAGCAUUAUGGCAGCAGAUCUCCAGCGAUCCAGGUGGCUUUAUGUGCUGCCAGACACAAAAAUAAAACGAUUAAGAGCAUAAUGUGUCAUCGGUGUCCAGGCUCUAGUCGCAGGGUAUAAAUAGAAGCCCGCUGUCCAGAUUUAUAGCCAGAACGCAAAAGAUCCGCACGGAACCAGAACCACAACGAGAAUUAAAACAACAUGAGAGUUCCAGUCUUAAUGUUCCUCGCCUUGCUGCUGGCCAAUUGUCUGGAUUUGGGCAAUGGUUUGCUCUUCAAGAAGCUGAAAGCACUCAAAGGUCUCAAAAGUGGCUACAGCUCUGGCUAUGGCUACAAUUCGAACGUGGGAUAUGGAGGUCAUGGCGGAUAUGGGGGCUAUGGUGUAUAUAAAGGAUAUGGAGGAUAUAAUGGCUAUGGCAAUGGCUAUGGCAACAGUUAUAGCAGUGGCUAUGGCAGCGGCUACGGCGGUGGCUACGGCGCAGGCUAUGGCAGUGGCUACAGCGCUAGUUACGGUGCUGGCUACGGCGCUGGCUACGGCGGUGUCUACGGCGGUGGCUAUAGCAAAGGCUAUGGCUAUGGUAGUGGUUACGGAUAUGCGCAGCAGCCCCAGAGGCCAAGAAAACCACAACGUACCGGGCGCACCUACUCAGAGAUAGCCAGUGUUCUAAGACCGGAUCCCUAUCUAGGUCUAGGCGCGGGCCGCUAUCUACCUCGCGCUCCUUAUUCACAUUUGUGGGGCUGACUAAUUUAAUUCCAAAUCUGUGUCGAACUCAAAAAUAAACCUGUGAAAGUUAUGAUAUAAUAAAAUUUAAGUACACUACA
Drosophila navojoa is the source of this 937-nucleotide messenger RNA. RefSeq lists its product as uncharacterized. The record is from RefSeq and is a predicted model, not a curated record. Lineage: Eukaryota; Metazoa; Arthropoda; Insecta; Diptera; Drosophilidae.